Myotis brandtii (Brandt's bat) is the source of this 2799-nucleotide messenger RNA. It is a transcript of the gene RRM2B, whose product is annotated as ribonucleotide reductase M2 B (TP53 inducible). Gene Ontology annotation, molecular function: ribonucleoside-diphosphate reductase activity, thioredoxin disulfide as acceptor. The transcript is spliced from 10 exons. The coding region runs from base 40 to 1095 and encodes 351 amino acids. Gene Ontology annotation, biological process: deoxyribonucleotide biosynthetic process. Gene Ontology annotation, cellular component: cytosol. Lineage: Eukaryota; Metazoa; Chordata; Mammalia; Chiroptera; Vespertilionidae. The record is from RefSeq and is a predicted model, not a curated record.
GGUUCCCUCAGCGGCCGGAGCUCUGGCGGAGUCUGCGCGAUGGGCGACCCGGAAAGGCCGGAAGUGGCCGGGCCUGAGCUGGAGGAGAGGUUAUCUUCAGAUACCAACGAAAAUGAAGCAAAGUCAAGUGAAGAACCACUCCUAAGAAAGAGUUCACGCCGAUUUGUCAUCUUUCCAAUCCAGUACCCCGAUAUUUGGAAAAUGUAUAAACAGGCACAGGCAUCCUUCUGGACAGCAGAAGAGGUUGACUUAUCGAAGGAUCUCCCACACUGGCACAAGCUUAAAUCAGAUGAGAAGUAUUUUAUCUCCCACAUCUUAGCCUUUUUUGCAGCCAGUGAUGGAAUAGUGAAUGAAAAUUUGGUGGAGCGAUUUAGUCAGGAGGUGCAGGUUCCAGAAGCUCGCUGUUUCUAUGGCUUUCAAAUUCUCAUCGAGAAUGUUCACUCAGAGAUGUACAGUUUGCUAAUAGACACUUACAUCAGAGAGCCCAAGAAAAGGGAAUUUUUAUUUAAUGCAAUUGAAACAAUGCCAUAUGUUAAGAAAAAAGCAGAUUGGGCCUUGCGGUGGAUAGCAGAUAGAAAAUCUACUUUUGGGGAAAGGGUGGUGGCCUUUGCUGCUGUAGAAGGAAUUUUCUUCUCAGGCUCAUUUGCUGCUAUAUUCUGGUUAAAGAAAAGAGGUCUGAUGCCUGGACUCACCUUUUCCAAUGAACUCAUCAGCAGAGAUGAAGGGCUUCACUGUGACUUUGCUUGCCUGAUGUUUCGAUACUUAGUAAAUAAGCCUUCAGAAAAAAGGGUCAGGGAGAUCAUCAUUAAUGCUGUUGAAAUUGAGCAGGAGUUCUUAACAGAAGCCUUGCCAGUUGGCCUCAUUGGAAUGAAUUGUGUUUUGAUGAAACAGUAUAUUGAGUUUGUAGCUGACAGAUUACUUGUGGAACUUGGAUUCUCAAAAAUUUUUCAGGCAGAAAAUCCCUUUGAUUUUAUGGAAAACAUUUCUUUAGAAGGGAAAACAAAUUUCUUUGAGAAACGAGUUUCAGAGUAUCAGCGUUUUGCAGUGAUGGCGGAAAACACAGAUAAUGUCUUCACCUUGGAUGCAGAUUUCUGAAACCCUUCCCUUAUUUAAACUUAUUGCAUCUAACCUGACUGGCGUUCCUCAGAACAUACUUUGGAAAAAGCUGGCCUGGAAUCAUUUUAUAUGUAGAAGAAGGGCUUGUGGCUAAGCCAGGGAGAACCUGGUGGGGUUAUGAACCAUUUCAGAUUUAUGCCAAGCUGAGUCAUGUACUGUGAGGGGGCUCAUCUGUGUUUAAUACUCUUAAAACUCUUUUUUUGCUGUUGUGAGAUGUAGUUCUUUUAAUGGAACUGUGCAUGCUGCAGGAUAGCAGAUGGUGCAGGAGUUGGAGGAAAGGCCAGAAGCCAAGCUCUCUGAGCAGUCUGCCCCUCUUUACAGUAAGGAAGUGUCAGAGGUCGCCUGAGCCCCAGCAGGCAGUGGGGUGCCCCACUCACAGCAUAAUAUCAUGUCAUAAAAUUCUAGAAGCUCAGAUUUAGAGAUUUCCUCUUUGUAUAAAUUUUUGCCCCAUGCAUGCCACAACUACCUAAUUGAUUAAAACAGGAUGUUCUCAAGUGGAUGCAAAAGGAAGUGACUAUAACCUUAUUUGUUAGCAUAAUAUCAGAAACUUGAGAUAUCUGGCCUAUGAUAAUACCAUUUGUUUGUUCAGUGCUUCAUAGUUUGCCAGGUGUUUUUACAUCACCUCAUUUGGUCUCGCAACAGUGUUCUGAGCUUGACAGAGCAGCUUGUAUUGAAAUUUUACCAAUGGAAAGAGUGAGGCUCCGAGAAGUUAAAUGACUUGGCCAAGGUCUGUUCAUAGUCACUAUCCCUACAAUGUAAUUUUUAAAGGUCAUUAUGUUUCUUGUAUUUAGUCAUUUGUCAACCUUCUUGAUUUGAUUUUGCUUAUUUCCCCAUUAAAGUAUUAUAUACUUUAAUUAAGGUAUCAUAUACAUUAAUUAAAGUAUCGAAGUAUCAUAAACAUCUUAACUAUAUUCAGGUAAUAUGUUCAAAUAUAUUUACUGCCAUACAAAAGCUUAACAUUUAAAAUUGAUAAUAUCUGUAAUGGAUGGAAUGAAAGAAAAAUAGUCCAUAUUUACAGUCCAUAUAUCCUUUGUUUUGAACCCAAAUUUUUCUCAGAGGUAAUGACAGGUGCCUUAAUAUGAAGCUUAUUUAUAGUAGCAAUAAACCUAACUGUAUUGAGAUGAAAAAAUUUUAAUACUGAAAUACUGGAUUUUUAAUACACUGGUGUAUUACAUUUGGUAUUCUAUAUCCUUUCCCAGGCCUCCAGGUUGCAUAUUUAUUUAUUAUGUUUAGUAUUUUGGUUCUUAGUUUUGAAGGAAUCAAGAAAUUGUGGAAUUUCUUUUUAGUAUUAUCUCGCAAGUAAAGAAAGAAAGUCAGAGUAUGUUUACAAUUUUUUAACAGCACAUGUAUUUAAAUCAUUGCUAUAGUAAUUAAAGUUAAUUUUUUUUAGGAAUAUAAAAACUGGUAGUCCUAUGAUACAUUGCAUUUAUUUAAAAUGUUUCAUUUUAGUAUGUAGAAUCAUGUCUUAGAAGGAUUUGGAGAGACAGUUGAUCCAGUGCUUCCAGACAGGGCUGUUUUACUGUCCAAUUAUAUACAAUAAUGAACCAUUAUUAUUACAAUACAAGCUUACCCCAGUCAUGUCUUUAUAUAUGAAAUUUUUACAGUUGUCUCAUUUUGGAAACUCAAGUUCUCUGCUUCUUUUGCCAUUUUGUUUUUCAUUUGUUCAUUAAAAAAGUGAUUAUU